AUGACGGACAUGGAACGAACCAUUUUGGAUCAUUACCAACUUUCAUCUCCAUAUCCCACAGAAUGGCCGGCAGAUAAGGAUACAAGUGAUGCCUCGGAUGAGGAUGACGAAGCUCCCAAGUCAAAGCAGAAUGGUUCAAAGGCAGCAGCUGUUGCGCGCAGAAAGUCGAAAUACUUCGCUCUCGAGAAAGCUAGUGAUCGCAAAAGUCUUAUUCCCAAUUCACAAAAGUCAGGCGACGGAGUAGAGAACUUGGUUCAGAGGGACGAGCCAGACCCUUUGGGAAGUACAGAUAGCGUUGUCAGAGUUCUCCGGCAGCAAGGUCUACCUGUGCAGGACGACAUAGCACUGCGUAAUAGGUUUCUCUUGUCCUCAACAACGUUCUCGCCGGCCUUAUUUUUAUCGCAAGUUCAUUCUACCGCCUCUACGCAAGACCUUUUACGAGGACUAGAUCUUCUCUCUAGGUCCAUUGACCAGAAAUCCGCUUCCCUGAAGGUCCUCGUCGAAUCGAACUUUGAACGCUUCGUGCGUGCUAAAGCCACAAUAGACAAUGUUUAUACGGAGAUGAAGUAUCGAGGGGCAGAACCACCUACAGCUUCCCGCCCUAGACCUCAUUCCCGCCAUGCCAGCAGAAGUAGUUUUCGAGCGAGCAGUGGUAAUCAGAUUGGAAUGACAACUCCAGCGCCUUUGGAUGUUAGAAAGAAGAACGCAUUGAUGAAAGAAAGCGAGUAUGGUGUGCUUGGAAUCAAAACACCCCUUCUAGAUGUCUCAGCAAAGGCAGAAGAGGUUUGGGGCCCGGCAUUAGAUGGAAGAGAGAAGGAGGACAGUCUGAAAGUACUGGUUGGAACCGUUGAUCGAUACAAAGAAUACUACGAGGUCAACGCUGCCAUUACCGAUAGUAUCAAGCGGAAAGAUUAUGAAAGUAUUGUCGAAGAAUAUACAAAAGCAAGACGGUUCGCAGAUGAUGCAAAGAAACUCACUGAAACCUUAGGAAAUACACCGCCGACUGAUCCUCAGAUACACCAAAUCCUUCUGGCUGCCCGCGUAUGGCAUGAUGUCGAAUCGCAGAUCGAGGACUUUAAACGCGACAUGUGGAAGAAGUUAUCAUUAGCACAAGGCUCUAGCAAAAUGGAUGGAUUCAUGGGCGCUCAGCAGGAUCAACAUAUGGAACUUAUUAGCAUAUUACUUGAGUUAGGGGUCACGGAUAAUCCUAUUUGGGUUUGGUUACUGAGUCGUUAUGAUCACCUUAAGGUCAAAAUCCAAACGACUUCGGACCGCGCGAGAGUAGAGAUCGAAAUUCUACGACGGAGAUUAGCUAGUGCUGAAAAGCCUGCAUCUCAAAUCAUAGCCACUCACCUGCGGUCGCUUGGACGCCAAAUUGUAGACAACAAACAGGUUUCAGUGGAUUCUCCAGACAUCAUCGAGUUGUGGGAGAAAAUGGACUCUUUCCUCCAUAGCAUGAUCUCCGCGCAAGGUGUUCUUGGCGAAGUGACAGAAUAUUGGCAGACUGUUCAAGGUUUCAUCGAUGGUAGGACACAGAAAGCUUUACCUGUAGGAAUAAAUGGAAAGUCUCGAGAGCACCAUAGGCUUUCUGAUGAGAACAUUAUCGAAUUGCAACAAGGAACAGUUCAGCUAGUUGAUAUGCUUCGGGAAAGUAUAUAUGAAUUGUUCGUCCUUCCUCCAAUUGAGGAUAUAUCAGCAUUGUUUUCACCUCUACCACCUACGCCACGGACACCAAGAACGGCUGAUUCAUUGACUCCCUCUGCCCUUCGAGGUUCUCGAUUCGCAUUUGAUCCCAACAACCUACCACCUCCAUCUCCGAAACGAGGGGAGGCUUGGGAAAAAUUUGCAUUCUGGCCGCCAUGGUCAAACUCGGCCAGUGGCGUCCAUUAUCUAGCCAAAUUCUUGACACUCGUAGGUUCUGGCGCAAGCGAGAUGUCGGGAUUAUACCCGGUGAUUAACGGAGAUGGUUCAGUUUUAGAACGAUUGAAGGCUCUUGUUGGAGGAAUGCGCGAGAGAUGCGUAACUGCAAUACUCGCAGCAUGGAAUAAAGAUGCUGAAAACAUCAAAGUCUUGGAAGAUUGGAGGCGUUCACCAGACAAACGAGAUUUGACCAGGAUGCCAGCCAAUUUUAGUGCCUUCGAAAGUGCAAUCCUCAUAGGCAUGCAAAAGAUCCUUUACAUCUCUGACGCAUCAAUCAAGCCAGGCUCGGCCGACAUUGUUCUCCCUCCACCGGCAAAGCUCUUGCAAAUGGUUCGUAGUCAGUUUGUAACGACCCUAUAUAAAGCACUGAGUGGGAUGGUAGAGAAUGCAGAAAGGUCUAUUAAAAAGGCAGAAGAUGAUUGGACUACUGAUACUGAUGGUUUGGCAACUCCUGUGGCUAUGGUUGUUGCUACAAGCAUGGAUGCUGGAAUUGUCGAUGCUAGUGACCGCGCCCUUCGUGUCGAUGUUGUUCCAAACCUUACAACGCAGUUUGAGAAUGCAUUUUCUGUCAAGCUUACAGAGGAAGCUAAGACAAUAAGAGAUGUCCUCGGCCAAAUUGAUGCUCGUCUGUUCCAAUCUUAUACUAAACCUACUGUUGAGACUCUCCGCAGCAUCGUGCGUUGUGGAAUUCUAGCACCGGACUGGGCGCCAACAGAACAGCCAAAAGAAGUUCGUCCUUACGUAUAUGAGGCUCUAUUGUGUCUUGUAAUCGUCCAUACCCAAGUAUCCACAACUGCCUCUUCCCUCACUGGUCAAGUACUCUCUUAUCUCUUAGAGCAAGUGUCUUUGGAAUUCUUGGAGGCCUUCAAACAACGCCAACGCUUUCCGCUCAAUUCCCUUAUUCAAGCUACUCUCGAUAUCGAGUUCGUGGCACAGACCAUGAAUCAGUAUACAACAGAACGAGCAACCGAGACUUCAAGUCAGAUUUAUCAGGAGUUGGAUAAGGGAACAGAUGGAGAGGCGAGAGCAAGGUUACAAAAAAUACUUCCAGGAAUGAGGGGUGAUUUAAAGAAGUUAAGGGAGGCGAGUAAGGGUGAAUUUUCUUGCUUCAAGAAAGUAAGGAGUGGUAAUAAGGCGGACAGGACGGCUAGCUCCAGUACUCAAAGUACAGUUUAG
Molecule: messenger RNA, 3096 nt
Organism: Sclerotinia sclerotiorum 1980 UF-70
Lineage: Eukaryota; Fungi; Ascomycota; Leotiomycetes; Helotiales; Sclerotiniaceae
Exons: 3
Coding region: 1-3096 (1031 amino acids)
Biological process (GO): Golgi to plasma membrane transport; exocytosis
Cellular component (GO): exocyst
Source: RefSeq, a predicted model, not a curated record